AUGCCUAUUCAUAUCACAGAGAGGUUACUCUCUUGGAAAUCCUUGCUCCUGCAAUCAUUUUGGGCCUUGUUGGGCCGUGGACCAUCUUCCAGACCGAGCCCAUCCUCUCAGGUGAUCUAUAAAUAUGAUGUGUUUAUCAGUUUCAGAGGUCCUAACACUCGUAACAGUUUUGUUGAUCAUCUCUAUGCUCAUCUCACAAGAAAAGGUAUUUUCACCUUCAAGGAUGACAAAAGACUCGAGAAAGGAAAAUCUAUUUCAUCACAGCUUCAACAAGCAAUUAAAGAUUCAAGGGUUUCUAUUGUUGUCUUCUCAAUAGACUAUGCUGGCUCAGCAUGGUGUUUGGAUGAAAUGGCUUCUAUAUAUGAUUGCCAAAGAGAUUUGAAUCAAACUGUUUUCUCAGUUUUCUAUCAUGUCGAUCCAUCUCAUGUACGAAAUCAGAAUGGGGAAUAUGGGGAGGACUUUUAUUCACAUACUUGGAAACAAAACCGAGACAAGGUUGAUCGAUGGAAGACAGCUAUGAGGAAUUUGGCCAAUUCAGCUGGUUGGCAUGUCAGGCAUCAGCCAGAGUUUGAAGUGAUUGAAAAUAUUGUUCAGACAGUAAUAAAAAGAUUGGGUCAUAAAUUCUCUGGGCUUGCUGAUGAUCUUAUUGGGAUACAACCUCGUGUAACAACAUUAGAAAGCCUUUUAAAAUUAAAAUCAAAGGAAGAUGAUUUUCGAGUUUUAGGAAUUUGGGGGAUGGGUGGAAUAGGAAAGACAACUCUUGCUACGGUUUUGUACGACAGAAUCUCUUAUCUAUUUGAUGCUUGCUGUUUUAUCGAGGACGUAAGCAAAAUUUAUAGAGAUGGUGGUGCUAUUGCUGUACAGAAACAAAUUCUUCGUCAAACUCUAGAUGAAAAAAAUCUAGAGACAUAUAGUCCUUCUGAAAUAUCCGGAAUUGUAAGAUAUAGGCUACACAACAUAAAGAUCCUUGUAGUUUUAGACAAUGUUGAUCAAUUAGAGCAACUGCAGGACUUAGCUAUAUAUCCUAAGUUGCUUUUUGCAGGAAGCAGAAUAAUCAUAACUACUAGGGAUAAGCAUAUUCUUAGAGUUUAUGGAGCAGAUAAAGUUCAUGAGGUUCCACUAUUGAAUAAUAAUGAUGCAAGUGAACUUUUUUGUAGAAAAGCCUUCAAAAGUGACGACAGAAGCAAUAGUUGUGUGGACUUGAUUCCUCAAUGGAAAGAUGCUUUGAAUAGAUUGGAGAAAAAUCCAGAUAAUAAAAUUAUGGAUGUGCUUCAAAUAAGUAUUGAGGGACUACAACAUGAGGAGAAAGAAAUAUUUUUGCACAUUGCUUGUUUCUUUAAAGGGGAGAGAGAAGAUUAUGUUAAGCGAAUUCUAGAUGCUUGUGGAUUACACCCUUACAUUGGAAUUCAAAGUCUGGUUGAGAAAUCACUCAUAAUGAUUAGAAAUGAAGAAAUUCAUAUGCAUGAAAUGUUGCAAGAAUUGGGGAAGAAAAUUGUCCGGCACCAAUGUCCCGAGAUGCCUGGAUGCUGGAAUAGAUUAUGGCUUUUCAAGGAUUUCUAUCAUGUCUUGAGCACAGAAACGGUAACAAAUUUUAAUGUUGAAGCUAUAGUUCUAGAUCAAAAAGAAGAUGUCUCCAAAUGCAAGGCUGAAGGAAUAUCAAAGAUGAGAAACCUUCGACUGCUCAUAUUAUAUCAGAAGAAUUUUUCGGGAAGACUAAAUUUUCUGUCUAACAACCUACAAUAUUUUUUGUGGCACGGUUACCCUUUUGCUUCUUUGCCAUCAAAAUUUGAGCCUUAUAAUCUUGUUGAAUUGAAUAUGCCUAAUAGCAGCAUCGAACGACUAUGGGAAGGCCGGAAGGAUCUCCCUUGUUUGAAAAGGAUGGAUUUGAGCAACUCUAAAUAUCUUAUGGAAACUCCAAUGUUUGAAGGGAUCUUAGAAAUUGAGCGGCUAGAUCUUACUGGAUGUACAAACCUUUGUCAAGUCCAUCCAUCAAUUGGACUUCUCACAAAACUUGCUUUCUUGAGUUUGCAAAAUUGUAGCAGUUUGGUCAACCUUGAUUUUGGUAGUUUAUCUGAUUUAUGUUCGCUUCGUGUUCUACACCUCUCUGGUUGCACAAGACUUGAAAAUACACCAGACUUUACAGGGGCAUCAAAUGUUGAGUACCUUGAUAUUGAUCAAUGUACAAGUUUAUCCACGGUUCAUGAAUCUGUUGGGGAUCUUGCAAAGCUUAAAUUCUUGACUUUGAAAGAUUGCACAAGUCUUGUCAAUAUACCUAGUAGGAUUAACACCAUGAGAUCUCUUAUAACUCUAGAUUUAUAUGGUUGCUGGGGCCUUAUGGAAUUGCCAAUGGAAAAAACUUUCAUUUUUUCUCCCACUUUGGAAUCUUUGAUCCAUCUAGACUUAGCCUUUUGCAAUCUACAUGAAGUGCCUAAAGCUAUUGGAGAGUUAAAGUAUUUGGAAAGACUAGAUCUACGAGGAAACAAUAUUGUUUCAGUACCUUAUACUACCACUAGGCUUUACUGUUUAGCAUAUUUAAACUUGGCACAUUGUCAUCAGCUUCAAUCUUUACCUAAGCUCCCAUUAACAAGUGCUCCAUCAGUUGGAAGGUAUUUUAAAACGACAUCCAGAUCUCAUGAUCAAAGGUCAGGAUUAUAUAUUUUUGACUGUCCCAAGCUGGUUGAUAAUUUGUCUAUUUCCCCAGAUAAAGACAUCUCCCUUCAAUGGUUGUUAAGACUAAUUAAGGAACCUCGUCACUUUCGGUGUGGCUUUGACAUUGUUUUUCCUUGGGAUUGGACAAAAGAAUUUGUUGUUCCAUCGUGGUUAUAUCAACGGUUUAAAGGGGGUUCAGUAAUAAGGAUAGUACACUUGGAUGUGGAUCACAACUGGGUUGGUUUCGUCUUUUGUGUAGCAUUUGAGAUAAACAAUGGUCUUGUUGGUUCUCUAGAUUCAUCCUCUUUGCCACUUGUACAUCCUUUUUAUCUUUCUUUUGAAAAUGAAUACACUGAAGAACGUUUUGAUAUGCCACUUAAUUUGGAAUUGGACAAGAUUGAUGGCUCAAAAUAUAUUUGGACAAUCUAUAUCUCUCGAAAGCACUGUCAUUUUUUGAAAACAGGAGCGCAUAUCACAUUCAAAGCUUGCCCUGGUUUGAUGGUUAUGGAAUGGGGUUUACGCAUGCUAAUUGAGGAAGAUGUAAGGGUGUUAAAAAUUACCGAAAAACGUAGUUUUUCUUUCAGUACAGAACAACCUGGUCUUGUCAUUGAUAAUGUUGAAGAAAGCAACAACACCCAUCAUCCUAAAAUUCAACUUCCAUACAAUUGGUUGGUUACUGAGGAAGACGAAGAGGAGAAAAUUGAAGCAAAGGAAAAAGAAAAUAAUCUCUCUAAUCUAGGCUUCUGA
Molecule: messenger RNA, 3396 nt
Organism: Gastrolobium bilobum
Lineage: Eukaryota; Viridiplantae; Streptophyta; Magnoliopsida; Fabales; Fabaceae
Product: disease resistance protein RPV1-like
Exons: 6
Coding region: 1-3396 (1131 amino acids)
Biological process (GO): signal transduction; defense response
Molecular function (GO): ADP binding
Source: RefSeq, a predicted model, not a curated record